Molecule: messenger RNA, 3108 nt
Organism: Esox lucius (northern pike)
Lineage: Eukaryota; Metazoa; Chordata; Actinopteri; Esociformes; Esocidae
Gene: tbx2b
Product: T-box transcription factor 2b
Exons: 7
Coding region: 448-2544 (698 amino acids)
Biological process (GO): regulation of transcription by RNA polymerase II; positive regulation of DNA-templated transcription; cell fate specification
Cellular component (GO): nucleus
Molecular function (GO): DNA-binding transcription factor activity, RNA polymerase II-specific; RNA polymerase II cis-regulatory region sequence-specific DNA binding
Source: RefSeq, a predicted model, not a curated record
GUGAGAUAGUCACAGUUCUACAGUGAACAGGGAAAGAUCUAACAACCAUUUCAACUCCGUGUCCGCGUGGAAUGAUUGCUCCAGCCUUCUGAGAGAGACAUCUUAUUUUCAUUGAAGCGACUGGUGGAGAAGAAGGAAAUCCCGAUUCUGCUCUCUAAGCCUCGCUACUUCACUCACUUUGACUGAUAUUAUUACUGCACUUCGUGGAGGUACAGGCAACCCGAGUUUACGUGUAGUAGGCUAUAGUCUAAUUCUUAGAAUUUCCUCUUUUUAUGUGCUAAUAACCUCACACAACGCGUUAAUUCAUAUCUGGCAUCGUUUUUGAAAUUACUUUUGUAGCCUAUAGCAAACUUUUUUUUUUACAAAUAUCGGACCUACUGUUUUUUUUGCCGAGGGGGGGAAUAUCACUGUAUAUCAUAAUUUCACUUCGGUUUUUUGGAUGCACCGAUGAGAGAUCCAGUUUUCACAGGGACUGCCAUGGCUUAUCACCCUUUCCACGCUCACCGUCCGACCGACUUCCCCAUGUCAGCUUUCCUAGCGGCGGCGCAGCCCUCUUUCUUCCCCACGCUCACUCUGCCUCCUGGGGCACUCACUAAGCCUAUGUCGGACCAUCUUGUUGGAGCCGCGGAAGCAGGGCUCCACCCGGCUCUCAGCCACCACCAUCAGGCGGCUCAUCUCCGCAGCCUGAAGAGUCUGGAGCCAGAGGAAGAGGUGGAGGACGACCCCAAAGUCACACUGGAGGCCAAGGAUCUAUGGGACCAGUUUCACAAAAUAGGAACAGAGAUGGUCAUUACCAAAUCUGGAAGGAGAAUGUUUCCUCCGUUUAAAGUCAGAAUAAAUGGGCUUGAUAAAAAAGCCAAGUACAUUCUAUUAAUGGAUAUUGUCGCUGCGGACGACUGCCGUUACAAGUUCCACAAUUCUCGCUGGAUGGUAGCGGGAAAGGCCGAUCCCGAGAUGCCUAAGAGAAUGUACAUUCACCCGGAUAGCCCGGCUACGGGAGAGCAGUGGAUGGCCAAGCCUGUUGCUUUCCAUAAACUGAAGCUGACCAACAAUAUCUCGGACAAGCAUGGAUUUGUAAGUACUACUAUUCUUAAUUCCAUGCACAAAUAUCAGCCCAGGUUUCAUAUCGUGAGAGCCAACGAUAUCCUGAAGCUGCCCUACAGCACGUUCAGGACGUAUGUGUUUCCAGAGACAGAUUUCAUAGCUGUCACAGCUUAUCAAAACGACAAGAUUACACAACUGAAAAUUGAUAAUAACCCCUUUGCGAAAGGAUUUAGAGACACUGGAAAUGGAAGGAGAGAGAAAAGGGAACCGUUCAACUCUAGGAAACAGUUGACCCUUCCCUCCCUGCGGAUGUAUGAAGACCAAUGCAAAGCUGACCGAGACGGGGGCGACUCGGAUGCUUCCUCUAGCGAACUAACAACCGGCAGAGAUGCUUCGCACUCCCCAAUCGGACCUAAAUCCAGCCCGCUAAGGUUCAGUCGAAUCAGCCGAGAUGAUAAAACCUGUACUGACAGUGAACAAGAACUUGAACACCAGGACGAUCGGUGUACGGCAUCGAACAGCCCUGGUGCCGAGCCACCUUCUCCAUUCAGCCCGAGGUGCGAGGACCGAGUAAAGGAUAAACCUAGUCUUGACAAGAAAGACGACUAUCCCGACUCAAAGAAGACGAACGAGUCCAUUUUUAGUAUAAGGAACCUUGAGAAAGAAGACAAAACGGAGACCAGACACAGGAAAGACACUACGGAUUCGUCUAAAAAGGACACCACAGACAGCGGCGGGAUAAGCGCGAGUAAUGAAGGUUUUUCACCGCUUAUGGUUCAAACCGAGAGUCCCUCACACUUCAGCGCGAGCCACCUGCAGAGCCUGGCCCUGUCAGGCCUGCAAAGUCAGCCGUUUUUUAACCCUUUGAACGCCGGACAAAUGCUAUUUCACCCUGGACAGUUCGCUAUGGGCCCCGGAGCGUUUUCUGCCAUGGGCAUGGGGCAUUUAUUGGCUUCGGUAUCUGGAACAAGUGGUAUGGAAAACGGCAGCCUCUCAGCCCAGGGCACAGGGGGCACUCCGAACCAUUUCCCCUUCCAUCUGUCGCAGCACAUGCUGGCCUCGCAGGGCAUUCCCAUGCCGACCUUUGGAGGCUUGUUUCCUUACCCAUACACAUAUAUGGCUGCUGCUGCAGCCGCGGCCUCCGCCAUGCCUGCUAGCACCACUGCUAGCUCGCUAUCGAGGAAUCCCUUCCUCACCAGCUCGCGUCCCCGGCUUCGGUUCAACCCUUACCAUAUCCCGGUAUCUAUGGCCCAGAGCACAAGUCUGCUCACCACAGGACUGCCAGGUGGCCUAAACCCAGGCUCCGAAUCCUCCAAAUCCGGUAGUAGGGAGACGAGCCCCGUGCCUGAGCACCACAACCACAAAGCAGGCUCGAGUCAUAGGACCAGCUCCCCCAAAUCGAUGAAGGACUCAAUCAAUGAGCUCCAAAAUAUCCAGAGACUUGUAAGCGGACUGGAGAGUCAGAGAGAGACGUGUCCCCCUAGAGACUCUCCUAAUUGAUUUCAAUAUCGGAAUUAAAUAUUUCUUCACGACCUGUCUUGAAAUGUCAGAGGACUUAAUAACAUUAUUUUGUACAGCACAUUACGCAAGGAAGGGCCCAUACAUGCCUACCUUUUUGCGCACAUGGACUGAAAAUGGACGCAGGGAAUGAAGGAGAGAAAACAGUUGCUGUCACUUGUGUUGGUAUAUGCUUUUAAUAAAGGGCCUAAUAGGAAACCUGAUCAUCGAAAUAAUAUGCAAACCAAAUGUGGGAAUUUGAGUUUUAAGGCUGCUGGUUAAAACUUAAGCACACGAUGAGGAUAGGCCCACUAUACAAUGAGGAAAAAUGACUAACAACAUUCUAUAUGCCUGGCACGUUGACGUUAAAAGGAGUUGCAACGUUGUGGCAUUGUUUUCAGGACUGAAGUGACUACUUCUUUAAACUAUAAUCAGUACGCGGGCUUUUGUUUUAUUAAGAGAGGCACUGCAGUAUAAGUACAAACUGUACAGGGCUCUUCAACCCCGAAACCUGGAGGGAACAAAACAUGUUUGUUUUUACCUGGUAGGUACUUGCACUAACCUGGU